This is a messenger RNA of Vairimorpha ceranae, 981 nucleotides long. Its product is annotated as phosphatidate cytidylyltransferase. The record is from RefSeq and is a predicted model, not a curated record. Gene Ontology annotation, molecular function: phosphatidate cytidylyltransferase activity. NCBI's taxonomy places the organism in Eukaryota, Fungi, Microsporidia, Nosematidae. Gene Ontology annotation, cellular component: endoplasmic reticulum membrane. The coding region runs from base 1 to 981 and encodes 326 amino acids. The transcript has a single exon.
AUGUUAGGCCUAUUUAUAUUUAUAAGUACAAAACAUGUAUCUUAUUUGGUUAGUCUUGUAGUGUUUCUUACAUUAUUUAUUUUAAAAGAAAUUAUUUCGAUUGCUAGAACACAACAAGGAUAUGUAUGUCACAUAGGCAUUGUUAUAACAUUUUCUUUAGUAAUUUACAAUUAUUAUUUAUUUGAUGCUUUAACUUUAAUUUAUCCUUCCAUGUAUAAUAUUUUUUUGGCUUUUAAAAAGGUUUAUUUUUACAUCUAUUUAAUAUGUUUAAUAUUUUUUGUAUGCUCUUUUAAGCCUGGCAAACUAAAAAAACAAUUUUCUUUAUUUAGUUUAAUACAUCUUGCAAGUUAUUUAGUAGGUAACUGUUGUAGAUCAGCAAUAAAAAAUGUCGGUGUAGGCAAAUUUUGGUUAUUUUUCCCAUCCACGCUCGUAAUCUGCAAUGAUAUUUUUGCUUAUAUUGUUGGAAAGCUUAUAGGACACACCCCGUUGUUUAGACUUAGUCCUAAAAAGACGGUAGAAGGAUAUAUUGGAGGAUUUAUUUUUACGUUAAUUUAUGGAUAUAUUUUUAUAUAUUUACAACUGAAAUACACCCCUUUUAAUGAUUUAUACAAUGAAGAAAUAAGACGAGUAUUGACAUUUAUAUUUUUCAAUUAUAAAUGGCAUAUUCCUUAUAUAUAUUUACAUGGACUAUCGUUUAUUCUAAUGGCUUCUUUUGUCGCCCCUUUUUCAGGCUUUUUUGCUAGUGCAUUUAAACGAACGUAUGGUAAAAAAGACUUUGGAAAUUCUAUUCCAGGACAUGGUGGAUUAACUGAUAGAUUUGAUUGUCAGUGUAUAAUGAUAUUUUUUACACAAGUGUAUUUAAAAUCAAUUCUUAGAACUAAUGAACAAGCACUUGAAUCUUAUUUUCAUCAUAUAACAAAUUCAUUUGAUAAUAAUGAUAUAUUACGUUUGAUAAAUAUGCUUAAUAAUCAUAUUAAUUAA